AUGUUCACCAUAACAAACCGAAUGAAUAUCAUUACUAUUGUGAAAGCCUUUUAUCACCGUCAGCUUAAUCCGGUAGCUGCACUGUUGCUGACGCAUACUACGCAGAUGUUAGGCUACGGUUGGGCUGGAAUCUUCCGGAAGUAUCUAGUCGACUCGCCGUACAUGUGGUGGCCCGCGAACCUAGUCCAAGUCUCCCUCUUCCGGGCUCUGCAUGAGGUCGAAAUCCGACCAAAGGGAGGACUCACAAGACUCCAAUUUUUCAUAAUGGUCCUUGUCUCAAGCUUCUCUUAUUACAUAAUCCCGAACUACCUCUUUCCCUCUAUCACGGCCCUCUCCUUCGUCUGCUGGGUGUGGAAAGACUCUGUCACGGCCCAGCAAAUAGGUUCCGGGCUCCACGGGCUCGGGCUGGGCUCGUUCGCGCUUGACUGGUCAACUGUUGCGGGCUUUCUUGGCAGCCCGCUCGCGACCCCUGGGUUCGCCAUCGUCAACAUGCUGGUCGGGUUCGUGUUGGUCGUUUAUGUUGCGCUCCCUGUUGCAUAUUGGACUGACUUGUACGGCGCGAGAAAAUUUCCCAUUAUAUCCUCGCAUGUUUUUGAUGCUAAUGGAAAAGCAUAUAACAUUUCGGAGAUUUUAAUCGAGAGCACCUUCGAGUUUAACCGUGCUGGGUAUGAUGGCUAUAGCAAGGUUAACCUGAGCGUGUUUUUCGUGCUGGCCUAUGGCUUGAGCUUCGCGGGCCUCGCUGCUACCGUGUCGCACGUGGCGCUCUUCCAUGGGAGGACAAUUUGGCAGCAGACAAAAGCGUCCUUUCAGGACAAGUUUGGGGACGUGCACACGAGGUUGAUGAGGAAAAACUACGAGCCCGUGCCUCAAUGGUGGUUUUACGCUCUCCUGAUUUUGGUGAUUGGGCUUUCCUUGUUUGCGUGCGAAGGGUUCGGGAGACAGUUGCAGCUUCCGUAUUGGGGUGUAAUUUUAGCGAUGGUUUUGGCAUUCGUCUUCACUCUGCCGGUCGGCGUUAUUACAGCCACCACCAACCAGCAAGCAGGAUUAAAUGUUAUCUCAGAGAUGAUUAUCGGCUACAUGUACCCUGGAAAGCCUCUAGCCAACGUGGCCUUCAAAACCUACGGCACAAUAAGCAUGUCACAAGCCAUUACAUUUCUUUCAGAUUUCAAGUUGGGUCAUUACAUGAAGAUCCCCCCAAAAUCCAUGUUCCUUGUUCAGCUUGUGGGCACGGUCAUCACAUCACUGGUCUGUUUCAGCACGGCUUGGUGGCUACUAACGACCAUAGAGAACAUAUGCGACCCGUCAAAAUUGCCUGAAGGGAGCCCGUGGACUUGCCCGGGAGACGAUGUCUUCUACAACGCUUCCAUAAUAUGGGGCGUCGUGGGCCCGCUUCGCAUGAGGUUCAGGGGGUGGUGGGCCCGGCACAAUUAUAUCCUGUCCGGGGGUUUGGAUGCCGGGGUUGCAUUCAUGGCCACCUUGUGUUAUUUCACGCUGCAGUUUAAUGGGAUUGGUGGGCCGAGGUGGUGGGGACUGGCGGUGGACGAUCACUGCCCGCUGGCAAAGUGCCCCACGGCAGCCGGUGUAAGGGUUGAAGGCUGCCCUGUUUUUCAUUGA
Striga hermonthica is the source of this 1614-nucleotide messenger RNA. The record is from the annotation of a GenBank genome assembly. Lineage: Eukaryota; Viridiplantae; Streptophyta; Magnoliopsida; Lamiales; Orobanchaceae.